Molecule: messenger RNA, 534 nt
Organism: Arachis duranensis
Lineage: Eukaryota; Viridiplantae; Streptophyta; Magnoliopsida; Fabales; Fabaceae
Product: putative F-box protein At1g67623
Exons: 1
Coding region: 1-534 (177 amino acids)
Molecular function (GO): protein binding
Source: RefSeq, a predicted model, not a curated record
AUGGCCGGAAGUUCCCAAGAGGACAAAACGAAACUGGAGGUAUCCAUUCAGCACGAGUGUCUGCCGAGUAUUCUUCCUCUCGAAUUGUGGUCGGGUAUUGCGACGAUGGUUGCAUCGAAUUCGAUUGAGGAUCUGUUCAACAUGCAGGCGAGUUGCAGGUUAUUUGCAGCAGCAUGCAAUUCUGACGCCGUGUACAGGCACGCGUUGGUCUCGGUGUUGCCGAUCGCCUGCUUCCUCGACUACUCCGGUACGCCUGCAAUGACAUUUCUGCGUCGAUGCGCCAGAGCGCGGAACCCGGCCGCUAUGCUCCGCGUCGGGAUGUCCCAUUUAUUCUGGUGUGGCCACCGCAGAGGUGGUAUGCGGACCCUGACCGAGGCAGCAGACUUGGGCGAUGUGGAGGCCUACUACAUCGCUGCGAUGCUGCUUCUGUCGCUCGGUGACAAAACAGAUGAUGAGGUCCGCCGUGGAUUCGAAUUUUUUUGCGUCGUUCGUGACUCCGGCACAGUCGAAAGGUGCAGGGAGGUCUUCACGUAG